AUGCUGGACAUCACCGAAAUAAAGUUUGAUGAUUAUGAAACCACUACGUUUUAUACAGAACCAAACAACAAUGGCACGCCAGCUGGUGAAUUUCAUUUGAAUAAAACUUUUGCCACGAAUUCAACAUGGCUGGAUUACGACGCGGUGUGUUCAGCAGGUCAAACGGAGGACUUUUUGACAUCACCUUUAUUCCAAUCGUGUGUGUAUUUGAUGUACUGCACAGUAUUCAUUGUCGCGCUUUUAGGAAACGGACUAGUUUGUUUUGUGGUGCAAACGUCACCUCGUAUGAAAACGGUUACAAAUUAUUUUAUAGUGAAUCUUGCGGUAGGUGAUAUACUGAUGACACUGUUCUGUGUUCCGUUUUCGUUUGUGUCUAUGUUAGUGCUAAGGUAUUGGCCGUUUGGUGCCGUGAUGUGUAAAGUGGUGAAUUAUUCGCAGGCAGUGUCAGUUCUUGUUAGUGCUUAUACGUUAUUGGCUAUUUCUAUAGAUAGGUAUAUGGCAAUUAUGCGUCCUUUGCGGCCGCGCCUCGGAAAGGCGGCCGCUAAGUUCGUGGUGGCUGCGGUGUGGGGUGGCGCUCUGGCCACGGCUGCACCAAUUCCAAUAGUAUCGCAAGUGCAGCGACCAACGGAUUGGCAUCGAUUCUGUCAAACAGAUAUUUGCCUCGAACAGUGGGAACGCGAGCAAAGUGAGCAGUACACAUGUGCGUUGCUCGCGCUACAGUUCGUGCUACCGCUAAGCGCGCUCGUGUGCACAUAUGCGCGCAUAGCUCACGUUGUGUGGGGCGGACGCCCACCCGGGGAGGCUCAGUCGGUACGCGACACGCGUAUGCAACGUUCUAAAAGAAAGAUGAUCAAAAUGAUGGUGACCGUUGUUGCUGUGUUCACCGUGUGCUGGCUACCGCUCAACGUAUUCAUUGUUUUGUGGACCAUCCACGAGGAUGACGAGAGCUGGGCAGCGUGGCCGGGCAUGCCGUAUGUUUGGUUCGCAAGCCACUGGCUAGCAAUGUCACACUCCUGCUAUAACCCCAUCAUAUACUGCUACAUGAAUGCACGCUACAGACGGGGUUUUAAACAGGCCUUAUGUUGUUUGCUGCGUAUGCGCCUGGAUCCACCAUCGCGAUCAUACCAUCGUUCUAGUAUGUGUGAUGGAAUGCCCAUGUCUGAGAUGGUGGGCGUGAAUGGUAUAACGCGCAGAGGAACGUCCAGCAGCUAUGGCAGCCGGCUGCAGCGAGCACCGACCUGCUCAUCAUGUACCUCGAUUAGGCGAGGCACAUUAGCAGUUGGUAGCAGCAUCGGUGCCCCAACUCUUCGGCUCUCCACUAACCCACCUGUUCGGGCGGUUUCUGUUCGCACCCACUUCAAUUAA
This is a messenger RNA of Achroia grisella, 1365 nucleotides long. It is a transcript of the gene NGR-A19, whose product is annotated as RYamide receptor-like. The record is from RefSeq and is a predicted model, not a curated record. Gene Ontology annotation, biological process: neuropeptide signaling pathway. NCBI's taxonomy places the organism in Eukaryota, Metazoa, Arthropoda, Insecta, Lepidoptera, Pyralidae. The coding region runs from base 1 to 1365 and encodes 454 amino acids. Gene Ontology annotation, molecular function: neuropeptide Y receptor activity. The transcript is spliced from 6 exons. Gene Ontology annotation, cellular component: membrane.